This is a messenger RNA of Psilocybe cubensis, 498 nucleotides long. RefSeq lists its product as uncharacterized. Bases 1 to 498 code for a protein of 165 amino acids. The record is from RefSeq and is a predicted model, not a curated record. The transcript is spliced from 3 exons. Lineage: Eukaryota; Fungi; Basidiomycota; Agaricomycetes; Agaricales; Agrocybaceae.
AUGAUCGCUACUCCGCCACCUGCUGAGCCACAAUUUGUCUCCGUGUCAGCGAUUCUAUUCGCACCGGAGGAAGAACGCCCGCGAAUAGUCACUAUUAGCUGCCGACCCUCUCCAAAAGCCUCUCAGGGCGUUUGCCCAAUCCCGAUGUUGGAUUCAUAUUUCGACAGAAACGAAGUCGCGCACCUCGUACUCACGGAAGGGUUGAAUAAGGAGCCACUAAGAUUCCCUCUUCAUGUGUGGUAUGCGCCCAAUCUCCUCACCAAAGGAAGUCCCAUCAACCGUGCCAUAUCGCAUAUUACUUCCAACGCAGCCGAUAAGCCCUGGUGUGGACCGGUUGUUGUUUUAAAAUUCAAUGGUUCCCGACGUCAAGGAUAUACGGACGCUGGUUCGAACGACCUUCCUGCCCUCUCAGCCUUUUUUUUAACCUAUAAAAACCUACUUCCCACAUGUUCUGAAUACUACGCUAUCGCUUCCCGCCCGUUCAUCGCCGCUCUGUAA